CGGGGGCCACCGCUUCGCAAGCAAUCUGCGCCGGCGCCCAGACGUCGCGCGCAACCCACCAAAUGAGGGCGACCGGCUGAGCAGCUGAAAUGGACCGCGCGCGGCAGCGGGCGCCAUAUCCAAACGCAUCAGCAAGGACGCAGCGCGCCGCCCUACGGCGCUCCCAGCGAGCCAACCAAAGAACCCGCCCCCCGCCGCCCGGGCGGGUUUGCCCGCCGCGGCCGGCUUGAAUGUAUGAGGCCCCCCAUGUUUUGGGCCCGCCGGCCAUUGCAGGCCGCCAGCCGGCAGGCCCGCCCGCCAGCGCGCGCCCGCAUGCCGGACGGCGGCCAGCCAGCAAGUGAGGCGGGCCCGCUCCAGGGCCCUUUCUUUGUAUGUUCUCUUUUCCGCAUACUAGAUCUCGCCGCAGCAGUGGCGCCCUGCCUCCCCCCGGCCUGCGUGGCUCGCCGAUGUCAGGAAGCAGGGAGGCCGCCUGCCCGGAGGCCGUCCGUGGCGAAGGCCCGGCGCGGGCCCGGGCAUUCUUUUGGCGGUUCUUCUCGGGCGCGGGUUCGUGGGUGUUCUUCCCCGCGCAGGUCGGGGCGCCGCCCUUGCGGUUGGUACGUAGGCUCACUGAAAAAUGAGCGUUGCUCGGGGGCUGGGAGCUCGAAUACAGACCCGGGGGCCUUCGGGUGCGAGCCAGCGCGACGAAAUUCUUCGGCACCGCUUUCGUACGCUAGAUUGGUUGCGGAGCAGGAAGCCAGUCCGGAUGUAGAUUGGUUCCCGGCCUCGUCUAUGAUUUUUUUUCUGGGUGUGCCAGUAUUCUUUCGAUGUGCUGUUCGAUGUCAGGAGCCCGAGAGCGUGGAGGAGCAUAGUAAGUAGGCAUCACAUGAGAGCGUCUGGUCAAAACAUUGAAGAAGAGGAACUACGAUGGAAAGGGAUGAGGUAGGUCGCCGCGAGUGUAACAUGGUAAGCGCGCAAAACCAGUAGAACAAAGACAAAUCCUUAAACGACCACGAGGUGUGCAGUUUGUCAGUUUGAACGGAGCGACUUUCAGCUGGAGGCAAAAGGUCCUGGCUUUGAAGUCCUGUUUCCUCACCUGUGUUGUCUUCCCCUUUCAAAUACGCAUGUUAUUAACCUCCAGGUCUAACCCUAUUCGCCCCUUACACUUCAAUAUCAAUAUUAGUUUUAGUCCCAUUAAGUUUUCUGUUUGUUGCGACUCUCACUCUGUCUAUCCGUAUGUGCCCGUACACGGACCACGUCAAUGUGCGCUCCCUCCAUGCUGUCAAUGGACGUUGACCAGUAGCCUAGAAGUAGAAGGCUCACACACUAUCAUACAUGCAGAACAAGUUUUCGUGCGGCACUUUCGGGCGACCAUUUUCUUCAUCGUCUGAUUCUCAAUUCUAUUGUUGCCCUACCGCCCCCAGUGAAGAUUUACAAAUAAACCAUCGACCCAGGAGCCCCGACAUCAAAAAAUGGUUCGCAUCCUCGCCUCCGGCGACGUGGUCACGG
Amoebophrya sp. A120 is the source of this 1485-nucleotide messenger RNA. The record is from the annotation of a GenBank genome assembly. Lineage: Eukaryota; Dinophyceae; Syndiniales; Amoebophryaceae.